AGUCUUAUAAAUUAUCUCUUUCAUCUCUUUACUCACUUCAUUAUCUCUCCCUCUUCUCUUUCUAUAUAUCCUUCUUCUUGUUAACCCUAAUAAAAGGAUCGAUCUUUUCUUUAUUUUUAUUUUUUUUAUUUUUGUUUGGUUCGAUCUCUGUUUUGCUGCGUUUUCUCUGUUUUCUUAACCGUGUUUGGUUCGAUCGAAGAAGAAUCGAAGAAGAAUGGAGUUUACAGAUUUCUCAAAGACGAGUUAUUACUACCCGUCGUCGCAAGGGGUUUGGGAUUUCGGAGAUUUAGCGGCGGCGGAGAGGAACAACAACUCCUUAGGGUUUAUGGAGUUAUUAGGUUCUCAACCUCAUCAUCACGAUUUCGCUACUACUACUGUUUCCCCUCAUUCUCUCCUUAUCGAAACGCCACAGACGCAGACGCAAACGCAGCUUUCGACGAAACUGUCUUCUCCUGUUUCAACCAUCCUUCAAGCUCCUCCACCGUCUGAUAAAGCGGCCUCAAAGGUGGAAUCUUUUUGUUCGGAUCAGUUCUCUAUUAAUCCACCGGCGACUCCUAACUCUUCCUCCAUUUCUUCUGCUUCGAGCGAGGCCGUUAAUGAAGAGAAACCAAAACGAGAGGACAACGAAGUAGAAGAAGAAGAGAAGAGUCAUCAUCAUAAUACUAAGAAACAGUUGAAAGCAAAGAAGAAUAAUAAUAAGAAGAGAGAGAGAGAGGCAAGAGUCGCAUUCAUGACAAAGAGUGAGGUUGAUCAUCUCGAAGAUGGCUACCGCUGGCGCAAAUAUGGUCAAAAAGCUGUCAAAAACAGUCCUUUUCCCAGGGGUUACUACCGAUGCACAACGGCUUCAUGUAACGUGAAGAAGAGAGUAGAGCGAUCAUUCAGAGAUCCAAGCACUGUAGUUACGACCUACGAAGGUCAGCACACACACAUUAGUCCACUCACGUCUCGUCCUAUCUCCACUGGAGGUGGUUUCUACGGAUCAUCUGGAGCUGCUUCCAAUCUCGGUAAUGGUGGUUGCUUUGGCUUUCCUUUAGAGACUUCCACGUUAAUCUCCCCUCAGUUCCAACAGCUUGUCCAUUACCACCAACAACAACAGCAACAAGAACUCUUGUCUUGUUUUGGAGGAGUCGGCGAGUACCUUGAUACCCACGGUAAUGAUGAGUUUGGUGAUGAUGACGAUCGUGUGAAAAGGAGUCGAGGUUUGGUUAAUAAAGAUAAUGGACUUCUUCAAGAUGUUGUUCCAUCUCAUAUGCUCAAGGAAGAGUAGUAGUAUAUAUUGUAAUUCACAUCUAGGUUUUCUUAGAAUGUAUAAUUGUCUAAAAGAAACGGAUCUUUCCUUCUCGUGAAGGGGAUAUGUUUUCUUGUGGAUCUACUAAAGAUUUUUCACCAUGGAAUCAUUACACAAAAACAUGUACUAGUUUUCUUUAAAAAUUGGUGGAAUAGUUAA
Molecule: messenger RNA, 1447 nt
Organism: Camelina sativa (false flax)
Lineage: Eukaryota; Viridiplantae; Streptophyta; Magnoliopsida; Brassicales; Brassicaceae
Product: WRKY transcription factor 23-like
Biological process (GO): regulation of DNA-templated transcription
Molecular function (GO): DNA-binding transcription factor activity; sequence-specific DNA binding
Source: RefSeq, a predicted model, not a curated record